This is a messenger RNA of Abrus precatorius (Indian licorice), 1243 nucleotides long. Its product is annotated as PHD finger protein Alfin1-like. The transcript has 5 exons. Gene Ontology annotation, cellular component: nucleus. Gene Ontology annotation, biological process: regulation of DNA-templated transcription. The coding region runs from base 205 to 966 and encodes 253 amino acids. Lineage: Eukaryota; Viridiplantae; Streptophyta; Magnoliopsida; Fabales; Fabaceae. The record is from RefSeq and is a predicted model, not a curated record. Gene Ontology annotation, molecular function: transcription cis-regulatory region binding; histone binding; transcription coregulator activity.
AGCCCGUAUUGGUUACCAAAUCUGGUUAAAAACAAAACCCUAGGCUUUAAAUCCAGUUUGUUCGUCUGGGUCAAAAGUGGUCGAACCGGGUGUUUCUUUCUUUCCUUCUUUUUUUUUUUUUUUUUUUUUGGGUGGAUAAAAUCACCUUUUUGGUACAUUGGUUAGAUAGUAUCUAAUUGCAAUUGUUGGGUACUAAGAAUCACAAUGGAAAGCAUUCCACACCCAAUUCCCAGAACAGUUGAGGAGGUUUUCACCGACUUUAAGGGUAGACGAGCGGGAUUGAUCAAAGCCCUCACUACUGACGUUGAAAAGUUUUACCAGCAGUGCGAUCCUGAGAAGGAGAACUUGUGUCUGUAUGGAUUUCCAAAUGAAACAUGGGAAGUGAAUUUGCCUGUUGAGGAAGUGCCUCCUGAACUUCCUGAGCCAGCAUUAGGCAUAAACUUUGCUAGGGACGGAAUGCAAGAGAAAGACUGGCUAUCACUGGUUGCAGUUCACAGUGAUUCAUGGCUGCUUGCAGUUGCUUUCUAUUUUGGUGCCCGAUUUGGAUUUGGUAAGAAUGAAAGGAAAAGACUUUUUCAGAUGAUAAAUGAUCUGCCAACUAUCUUUGAAGUUGUCACAGGAAGUGCUAAGCUAUCGAAGGAUCAAUUAGCUGCUCCCAACAAUGGCAGCAAAAGCAAAUCAAGUGGAAAGGUGUCCCGCCAAUCUGAGUCUCAGACCAAGGGAAUGAAGAUGUCUGCACCACCCAAAGAAGAGGAUGAAAGUGGAGAAGAGGAAGAAGAUGAUGAUGAACAAGGUGCUACAUGUGGGGCUUGCGGUGAUAACUAUGCCAAUGAUGAGUUCUGGAUUUGUUGUGAUAUGUGUGAGAGAUGGUUCCAUGGCAAAUGUGUUAAAAUCACUCCUGCAAAGGCUGAGCACAUCAAGCAAUACAAGUGCCCAAGUUGCAGUAACAAGAGGGCCAGGGUUUAGAAGAUCUGAGCCUUUUUGGAUCAAUCACCAAUCAAACAUUGGACAAGGUUUAGAAUGUUUUAUUUGAUAACAAUUUAUAAGUGGAAAAAGUUGUUUGCCUGGUCUAGUCAAUGAACUUUUAAUGAAGAUGGAAUUUGAAGUUUUGCUAGUGUUCAUUCCUAUUGUCUAGUCUUUGGAAUUGUGUUUUAAAGUAGACAUUGGCAAUGAAGAUAUAAUAUUAAUAUACUCUGCAGUUUUGAUUAUUUUUCGCCAUGACUCGAUUUAUUUAUAUGAUUCC